AUGGAAAUGUUUCCAUAAAAUAUUAAGCAAUGAGUAGCAGUCCUACAGGGAAUGGGGCAAACAAUCAGAAUGGCUCUUUAUCUCCAACAUCAGCCACUGUCACCAACUUUGAAACCUGGGAAAAGAAGCGAUUAAAAUAUACUGUUUAUAAAGUUGUAGUAACUGCAGGAGGGAAAACAUGGUUUGUUUUUCGACGAUACAACGAGUUCUCAAAGUUACAAGAAAAUCUGAAGAAGGACUUUCCAGGAUUACAGAUUAAAUUGCCUGGCAAAAAGUUUUUUGGAAAUAACUUCAGUACUGAUCUCAUUAAUAAACGAAGACAAGGCUUAAAUGACUUUAUUCAGAAACUUUUUAGUGACCAACGAUUUAUCAAUAAUCCUGAAGUUAUAGAAUUCCUGAACCUAAGUAGGAAUGUGGAUAACGAUGGUGAGGAUGAUCCAUUGGAUGAGGCACCAGACACUCCAACUACCCCAGAAAAUCCAGUGGUUCUAGAUUAUGAAGAGAAAGAUGAUAAACAAGUGGAUUUAGGUCCUACCGAAAAAAACAACGUAAAGCCUAGUGACUUUGAGUUCUUGAAGGUAAUUGGAAAAGGAAGUUUUGGAAAAGUUUUACUAGCCAAACAUAAAACAGAAGGAAAUGUCUAUGCUGUAAAAGUUUUACAGAAAAACAUCAUUUUGAAGAAAAAUGAAAAAAAUCAUAUUAUGAGUGAAAGAAAUGUCUUGUUAAAAAACCUGGCACACCCCUUCCUUGUAGGACUUCACUACUCCUUCCAAACAACAGACAAACUCUAUUUUGUCUUGGAUUACAUCAAUGGUGGUGAGGUUUUUUUCCACCUUCAAAGAGAACGUUACUUUCAUGAACCCAGGGCUCGAUUUUAUGCAGCAGAAAUAGCAAGUGCCUUAGGUUAUUUACAUUCAAAUGGAAUAGUAUAUAGGGAUCUAAAACCAGAAAACAUUUUAUUGGAUUCUCAGGGACACGUUGUGCUAACAGAUUUUGGUCUCUGUAAAGAAGGCCUGUGUGGAAAGGAUACAACCUCAACAUUCUGUGGAACACCUGAGUAUCUAGCCCCAGAAGUUUUAAGGAAGGAAGCAUAUGACAAGUCUGUAGAUUGGUGGUGUUUAGGAGCUGUGUUGUAUGAAAUGAUGUAUGGGCUGCCUCCCUUCUACAGCCGAGAUACUGCAGAAAUGUAUGACAACAUUCUACAUAAACCAUUAAAACUAAGGACCAACAUAUCUAUCGAAGCCAGAAGUAUUCUUGAAGCAUUGCUACAGAAGAACAAAGACAGGAGACUAGGGUCAAAGAAUGAUGUAGAAGAUGUUAAAAAUCACGAAUUUUUCAAAACUGUAAAUUGGGUAGAACUAGAGGCACGACAAAUUUCUCCACCGUAUAAUCCAAAUGUAAAUGGAGAAUUAGACUUGAAAAAUAUUGAUCCUGAGUUUAUCAAAGAGCCUGUACCUGCCUCUGUGGGUAAAAGUCAAGGGAUGAGUGCUAGUGUUCAGGAUGCAGACAUGGCCUUUCAGGGUUUUUCCUAUGCACCUCCACUGUACCUACAGAGCUGAAGUUGAUGCCUGUCCUGUAGCCUGUCAGUGAUGAGCCCAUACAGGGUCUUUUUUUUUUUUCACUGAAACUGAAAUGAUCCACUUUGUGUCCAAGGUCACAAAUCAGGUGCUAGUGCUGUCUUAAGCAUAUUGAACAAGAUUAUGCAAUACUACACUUAACAUUUGGUAUAGGGUUGGUUUCAAACAUAUUUUAUGUUACUGAGUAACAGUGGAUUAUUUUAGCCAUAUUAAAACUAAAUAUACAUUGUUGUAAUGUAUAACAAGUGCUUGUUUAAAACUUUAAUAGCUCAUUUAUCCUAUUACCACAGAAAAUUUAUUAGAAUUCACUGGAAUCUUAUUAUACCAGAGUCUGUAAUAGCACUAGUAUGCUUCUAGAUAAAUGAGACAUAACCAUAAACGUUUCCUUAGCUUAAAAGGGCUAAGAAAACCAGUAGAGUUAUUAAGAGGUUGUCUGUAUGUAUAAUUUUAGAGUUAAAUGUAUUAAGGAAUAGUAGAUACUAAGGAGAAAAUUAAUGUUGUUUAACUCUUUAUUAUACGUUUUAUGUGUGUACUUACAUAUUGGCAAUGAAAGGAUUAAGAUGUCUUUACUCAGAUUUAACUUGGUAAUGUUUUAUUACACUUGAUAUCUCUUCAAACCAAGUCUGGUUCUGAAUCUAAAAGAAUAUUUAA
Molecule: messenger RNA, 2228 nt
Organism: Limulus polyphemus (Atlantic horseshoe crab)
Lineage: Eukaryota; Metazoa; Arthropoda; Merostomata; Xiphosura; Limulidae
Product: serine/threonine-protein kinase Sgk1-like
Exons: 16
Coding region: 30-1559 (509 amino acids)
Biological process (GO): protein phosphorylation
Molecular function (GO): protein serine/threonine kinase activity; phosphatidylinositol binding; ATP binding
Source: RefSeq, a predicted model, not a curated record